Messenger RNA from Saccostrea cuccullata (small rock oyster), 2352 nucleotides. Its product is annotated as toll-like receptor Tollo. Gene Ontology annotation, biological process: immune response; toll-like receptor signaling pathway; inflammatory response. The transcript has a single exon. Lineage: Eukaryota; Metazoa; Mollusca; Bivalvia; Ostreida; Ostreidae. The coding region runs from base 4 to 1887 and encodes 627 amino acids. The record is from RefSeq and is a predicted model, not a curated record. Gene Ontology annotation, cellular component: plasma membrane. Gene Ontology annotation, molecular function: transmembrane signaling receptor activity; protein binding.
UUUAUGGCGAUUGCGUUGGUGCUGGUAAUUGGAAAAUCAAAUGCAAUUACCGAAAUACUUUGUUCUUUCAAUUACACUCCUAAAUCAAAUGCCACUACCGAUAUAUUUAGUUCUUGCAUUUACAAUGACAAGGGGUUCGUUCUGGAAAUUAACUGUGAGGUGCGUUCUGAGUGGAGAUUUUCAGAAUUCCGCCAGUGGACCCUGUCACAGAGCCACCCAGCGAUACAUUUGAAUAUUGCAUGUAAAGGUGGACAACUCGUACUCACCCAUCCAAUAAAUGCCAGGAAUCUGACAGAACUACGAAUAAAAGAUUGUCUUAAAAUAGAGGGGAUAUUUUCAAAGUUUGAAGAACAAGUUCUGAGAAAUGCUGAUGCCACUGAGGACACCAACAUGACAUUACGAGUUUUGGAAAUUACAAAUUCUUCGUACUUGUACGAUACCAAAAGCAUUCUUCAGCAUUCAGAUUGGUUACAGAGACUUUACGGCUGCGUGACCUUCUUUCCUCGAGGACUUCGUGUCUUAAAACAGAGUAAAACAAGUUUUGAAGGCGAUUUUGACGGAUUUCAAGACUUACCUGUCGGAAAUACCUGUGAUUACAACGAAUUGGAAGUGUACGAAAAGUCUGUUUUUCAGUCGAAGUUGUCCUUUUUAUACGAAAAUUCGGAGAAUGAAAUAUUUUAUUUUCUACGUUUUGGAAAGUUUAAGAACUUGCGUAUUGCAAAUUUCUCAAACGCGAAUUUACACUUUAUACCAACCCACUUUACAGAGUACAACUGGUUUCGACGAUUUGAAUCCAUCGAAAUAAUUGAUCUUUCGUAUAACAGAAUAAAAGAAAUCCCAUAUCUAAGGAAUCCACACCAUAGCGGUGUAAAAAUCAUUUUACAUCACAACAACAUUUCCAAAAUCACUAUGACCUUGUUAGACAAACUAAGACAUGCUAAUGACAUACUAAUUGAUUUUUCUAAGAACAUAUUUUCUUGCACCUGCGAGAACGAUCAUGAAGAAAUACUUCGCUUUGUCAAGAACAAGUUCGAAGAAAAAUGGGCAAAGCCUUAUCGAUUUCUUGCAAACGAAACUUGCUCAUUUCCAUCGACUUUACAAGGGAUGACAUUCAAAUCUCUUGACGCUAAACUUCUCUGUCCAGAAAUAUCCGAAUACCCUAAUAUGACCUUCAAAUCCCUUGACGCCGAGCUUCUCUGUCCAGAAUACCCGAAUAUCUCGUUCAUCAUUCUGAUUGUUCUGGCAGUUUUCGCCCUUAUUUGUAUUGUCAUUAUGUUUAGGAGGGAAAUCAAAAUGUUGUCCUACACGAGACUUGGGAUCCGCCUCUGGAGACAAAAAAGAAGUGCCAAUAUUCGAUUAAAGGAGUACGACGCCUUCAUAUCCUAUAGUACAUUGGAUGAGAGUUGGGUCUUGGGAACUCUUUGUAAGCGCUUGGAAAAACUUAGGCUUUGUCUUCACCAUAAACACUUUGUUCUUGGGGCCUGUAUAUCGGACAACAUCAUUGAAAGUGUUGAGAAAAGCAGACACACGAUAAUUGUGUUGUCCGAAAAUUUUCUGCAGAGCGAGUGGUGCCUAUUGGAAUUCCGAAAAGCUUUUCAUCAGACGCUCCUGGAAAGAUCGAAACGCCAUUUAAUUGUUAUUCUGAUGAACAAUCUUAAAAUUGAUACUCUUGAACCGGAAAUGAAGCAUUUCUUACAAACUCAUACCUACCUUAAACUAAAUGACUUCUUGUUUUGGGAUCGUCUUAUUUACGCUGUUUCGGACGCAAAGUUUCAAUCAUCCGAAAAACGGAGGCAAUUUGGAAAAGAAAAUUCCUUGUCUGUAGACAAACUGGAGGUCGAUCCUCUAAAAUCAGAAUCUGUAGUCACAGUUGAUUAUAGCAACUAAGGGACAAUAAAUAGUGUUAGCAACUUUACAAACUUAUGUACAUACACAGAUUGAUAGACUGCACCAUACUGCUAUUUACAGACCAUUGCAUUAGAAGUAGCUAUUAGGUUUUCUUUGUUGUUUGCCUAUAGAAAUUUAUCAUUAACUGUAUACUAUAGAAGUACGUUUUUCCGCGAGGUAUUAAUUUACGCUAUGUACGCGGUCACAAAUUUUCCGCGGAAAUUUGUCCAAGUGUACUUAUAAAUGCAAAGCAUAUAGUGACAGUCUGAGAAAUCCGCGUAAUUUUCAACCUGCGGAUUAAAUGGAAAUUGAGAUUCCGCGGAAUUAUGACCCUGUGGGAAAAAGUACGUCUACAGUAUCUCAAGAAUCUUAGGUGAAAUAGCUACGGUGAAAAUAAGAUUGCAUAAUUGAUGGUAUGUUGUUUUUCAUUUUAUUCGAAAUUUUUCAAUUAAUUAGACAUUGCGA